UUUUGUCUUUCUGGCAAGGGAGAUACCUGUAGAAUCGGAGCGAGCCGACCUAUCGUCUACCGAGCAUGAGGAAUUUGAGAAAGUUCUAGCGUUGCCGAGCCUCGAGAGAUCGGCAGACGUUCUUCUUGCGAGUGACCUGCUGAGUGACUCGAUAGGUAUGCCGCCAAAUCGGAACGACCCCAACAUGAAGGCGAGGUUGAUGAAAAUUGCCAAAGAGACAGUCAAAGGGUCGGCUGGGGGUUCGCAGCCUCCUCGGACGGUGGGGUCGUCUCAUAUGUCCGUGGCUGGAAACCAAGGCGCAAGGGUGGUUAAUAUACCGGCCCGGGUGGGACAAAAGAGAGUAGCCGAGGAGGUUUCACCUCUGGAACUCGGAAAGAGACGGGCCGAGGGUGAACCGAAAACUAACACGGGGAAGCGACCAGUAAGCUCGGCUGCUCCCGGAUCGGGAGAGAGUGCAAGUGUGGAUUCUGGUUGUGGUCCAUUGGAGCCAUGGGUGGACGGUGAGCUGGCACUGAGAGCAUUCCAACAAAAAGCCAAGCGCGUUUUGAGAGUGGAGGUGGUAAAGAGCAUGUUUACUGAGAACAUGGGUUACAGCGGUAUGACCAUGUCCGCUCUGGAGGACCAACUGAAGGCUACCUUCAAGCUCUUUGUCGCCGCUCAAAACGUCGCCGCUCACCGUGAUUUUGAUCGAGGAAAAAGGGACGAGCAUGCCUUGACUACGGCUGAGCUGAAUAGGACUAUUGUGGAGAAGACGAAGGUGGAGGAGGAGUUAUUGGUGGUGCAGGGUCGGCUAGAUGCAGAGACGAAGAAGAACGCCGAGCUUCUGUUGUCCGUAAAUAAACUGACUGACGACAAGCAUAGUCUAGGCGCGGAGCUGUCUAAGUCUCAGGAGGAAUUAGGUGAGGCUAACCGAAAAAUUGAGGCCUUUUCAUCUGAGCUGAGGACUUGUUGUGACAAUGCAGUGAAGGACUAUGUAGGGUCGGCUGAGUACCAGGAAAUACUCGCUUCACAACGAGUUGAGGGAUACUUUGACUUAAUCCAAAAGGUCGGGGAGAAGUAUCCUUCUCUCGAUUGGAAUUUCCUCGGCCAAGAAGUGGAAGAAGCCGAGGCUGGAGCCGACCAGGGUGGCGGGGCUGACGUGGUGAUGGGUUCGGGCGCCGGGUCAGUGAUUCAAGUAGCCGAGCCUCGAGUUCAAGGUGUCAGUGGCGUGGCCCGAGUAUCCAACGAGCCGUCUCCUGGCCCAUAGGUUCCGAUCGGGGCUUCAGGUCCCUCUGCCAUAGCUGUUAGUGCUGCAAAUGUCUAGGUUUUAUGUGUGUAUUUUGUAACCGAUAUUGAGGUAUAUUUUGGAACAAUUGAACCUACGAUCGGAUCAAUGUUGGUUAGUUUAAUC
Molecule: messenger RNA, 1390 nt
Organism: Prunus avium (sweet cherry)
Lineage: Eukaryota; Viridiplantae; Streptophyta; Magnoliopsida; Rosales; Rosaceae
Source: RefSeq, a predicted model, not a curated record